UUGAUUGUACAUGUAGAUUGUACUUUGUAGGUACAAUAGCCAAGCCCGUCUAUUUUUUUGUCGAGUGCGAUUUUUACAAAAAUACAUUUUACCACUUUUGGACAUUGUUAAAUACCGUAAAUACAAUGGUCGUCAAAGUUUAUAUUAGUGGUAUUUCAGGGAAUAAAGAGGUGAAAAAAAGACAGCAGCGUGUCUUGAUGAUAUUAGAUUCAAAAAAUAUUAAGUAUGAAAUAAUUGACAUAACAGAACCAGGGCGAGAGGCAGACAAAGAUUUUAUGCAAACGAAUUCUAAAUCGAACGGUGGUACCGUUAGUGAUCCCAACCCUAGAUCACCACUUCCUCCACAGGUGUUCAAUGAUGAGGAAUAUUGCGGGGAUUACGAUCAAUUUGAUUUAGCAAAUGAAGUGGAUACUCUGGAACAAUUUUUAAAGGUCGAAGUUCCAACAGAAGAACCACAGGAGUCUGAUAAGAUAAAUGUAGCAAAUGGUGAUGUAUCAAUAACUAAUGGGAAAUCUACAUCACAUGAUGAAUCACCUGUAGCUGAGAACAAAGGUGACCAAAAUGAUGAGGGAAAACUAGAAAUAUCAGAAGAAACACCUGAAGUAGUCACAGAAAACUCACAAAAAGAGUCAUCAGUUGAAAAAGAUACUUCACCAGAUAGGCUAAAACCAGAUGAAACGGGUGAUACUGGGGAAUAUGAAUCUGAGGAAGAAACAACUGUAACAAAGGCUUUGUCACAAGAAAAUACUUCAUCACAUGAAGUUGUUAAUGAGAAUGGUGUUCUGAGCUCCCGCGAACAGUCAAAUGAAAAAGAGGUAAUUGAAAUCAAUCAGAAAAAGGAGAAUCCAUCAGAGGCUCUUAUAGAAAGUGAGCAGGCUGCCGCCGAAUAAAUGCUUGGCCAUCUCUUAUCAGCUCAAAUGUAGCACUAAGUGAACACUCAUUCAAUUCAUUAUUUAUAAUUCAUUACUCACCAUUACUUAUAAUGCUGAUUCAUUGUAUAUAACAAAGGCAUUGUUAAAUUUAUUGUUAGCUUUGUAUAUUAUAUACACAUAGUCAAAUGGCCUGCCUCUAUUAAUUUAAAUAUCAUUUAUGGCUAUUAAAAAUUAAUUAUUCUAAUGUUAUCAUGCUUGUGUCAUUUGAAAGUAUUGAUUGUAACUUAUAUUAAUGAUUUUUGUAAGAAUUUUGUGCCUUUUAUUACAAAAGUUCAGCAUGUUUUGGAUUUGAUUCUAAAUCUCAUUCUAAUAAAGUAUUGUGAAGAAAGUUUAUAUGAUGUUGCUAUUUAUAAGUAUUUUACGAUUUGCUUAUACUUUACAAGUUUCAUUCAUGACAUUUAUUUUAAGAUGAAAUGUGUAAUUUAUAUAUAACUUCCUCAUAGGUGCUGAUUGCAAGCAAUUUCUAUUGAGUGCUUACAAAUUGCUAUUGUAAAAAUUAAGUAAUGAGUUUAUAUGUAUAUCAUUUUGUGAAAUUAUUGAAGACAUUUUAUAACAUAAUUAUUAUUUACUUUUUCAUUAUUAUUAUAUAAAUUUCAAUUA
Leptidea sinapis is the source of this 1532-nucleotide messenger RNA. It is a transcript of the gene Sh3beta, whose product is annotated as SH3 domain-binding glutamic acid-rich protein homolog. Bases 126 to 890 code for a protein of 254 amino acids. The record is from RefSeq and is a predicted model, not a curated record. Gene Ontology annotation, cellular component: cytoplasm. The transcript has 4 exons. NCBI's taxonomy places the organism in Eukaryota, Metazoa, Arthropoda, Insecta, Lepidoptera, Pieridae.